Messenger RNA from Choloepus didactylus (southern two-toed sloth), 472 nucleotides. RefSeq names its product mammaglobin-A-like. The record is from RefSeq and is a predicted model, not a curated record. Lineage: Eukaryota; Metazoa; Chordata; Mammalia; Pilosa; Megalonychidae. Gene Ontology annotation, biological process: androgen receptor signaling pathway. The transcript has 3 exons. The coding region runs from base 27 to 308 and encodes 93 amino acids.
CUAAGACGGAACAGACAACUGCAGCCAUGAAGCUGGUGAUGGUCCUCUUGCUGGUUGCCUUCCCCAUCUACGGCUAUGCAGGUGCUGGCUGCCAACUUCUUCAGGAUGUCAUUGACAAAUGCAUUGAUCCUGAAGUGUCUACAGAUGAGCUGAAAGAAUUCGUUACAGAGUUCAUACCAGACAAUGAGACUGCAUCGGCUGUUGAUGAAUUCAAACAAUGUUUUCUCAGCCAGUCAAAUGAAACUUUAGCAAAUGUCAACGUGAUGAUGAACAUAAUAUAUGACAGUUGGCGCUGUAAACCUUUUUAACUUUCCAAAAGACCUUUGGCUCGGGAGACUACCAAGUAUGAUAACAAACUGACUGCUGAUUGCUAUAAAUCAUUACCUUUCUUUAUAUUAUUUUGUCUUUUUAUCUACAAACCACAAGACAAUUGUUGAGACCUCAAAUAUGUUUUCAUUUCAAUAAACUAACU